Tricharina praecox is the source of this 1151-nucleotide messenger RNA. RefSeq names its product regulator of volume decrease after cellular swelling-domain-containing protein. NCBI's taxonomy places the organism in Eukaryota, Fungi, Ascomycota, Pezizomycetes, Pezizales, Pyronemataceae. The transcript is spliced from 2 exons. Gene Ontology annotation, biological process: mRNA cis splicing, via spliceosome. The coding region runs from base 242 to 1051 and encodes 269 amino acids. Gene Ontology annotation, cellular component: cytosol; spliceosomal complex. The record is from RefSeq and is a predicted model, not a curated record.
GCUGGCCAAUUUAUUCGUCGUUUGGGACACGGAUCCAAUUAAGGUAGAAUGGCCAGGGGCUGUGGAUCGGAACAUGCCGAGUGAUGCAAUGGCCAACGCCGGGAGGUAGUUAUGCGGCUCUGCGCGGAGUGGUGGUGAGGAAGCUCCAGCCGAACCAGACGGGUGCAGGCAUAGCAAACCACCCCGCUACACACCGGUAUCAGAGCUUCAUCAACCAAAACCCCCACCAUCACCUCACAAAAUGCAUCUCACAAUCAUCAGGACGUCUCCAGACGUGGAGUCGUACACCGCGCUGUCGACCUUCCAGUCCGAGACUCCAGCUUCGUUCUCGACGCCCGUUCUCCACCAUCUCCAAGCCGACUGCAAGGUCCUCGUAUCCAACGACCAGGCCUCGCUGAUCCCGAUAUUCGGUGCGAAAACCGCUGGCGACGAUGUUGGCGAGCUUUCCGUGGAGGGGAUUGACCUCUGGGUGACCAACGAGAACCUAAUCCUCUUCAACAAGCCCCUCUCCGUCGGCGCAGUGAUCCCCUACCUCUCGCUCACGCUGCACGCGAUCCAGCGCGUUCACUCCGACACCGGACUGUACAUGCAGAUCUCUCUGACGCCGGACAUCUCGCACACGUCCAACAGCGACGAGCACGACGACGACGAGCUGCUCGAGCUGACGCUGAUCCCGCGGGCGUCCGGCAACGGCGACGGCGACAUCUCACAGAAGGACAUUGCGGACACGAUCUUCAAGGAGCUGAGUGUGUGCACGAGCCUGCACUCGGCGGCGUCGACCUCCGACGACGGCGACGACGAGGACCGCAUCAUCUUCGAGGGUGAGGGUGACGGCGAUGAGCCCAGGCUGGAGGGAUUCCCUGGAGAGGGAGGCUGGAUCACCGCGGAGAAUGUCGACCAGUUCAGGUUCGAGGAUGCUGAUGAGUUGACUACCAUUCUUGGCCCCGGCGCGGGGAGUAUACGGCGGAGGGAGGAGGGCGAGGAUGUCGAUGAUGCCGUCACGGACGAUGCGAAAGCCGUGGAUGAGGCGAAGUGGCGGCGGACCGAAUAAGGCAGGCGUGCACGAGUUGGAUUCGGAACUGAGCCUUCAAAUCUGCGAGGGGAGAAACGCAAUAAUGUUCGACUAGGAGCAUAAUGUAUAUUACUUGGUA